Uranotaenia lowii is the source of this 2829-nucleotide messenger RNA. RefSeq lists its product as uncharacterized. Lineage: Eukaryota; Metazoa; Arthropoda; Insecta; Diptera; Culicidae. The transcript has 4 exons. Bases 1 to 2829 code for a protein of 942 amino acids. The record is from RefSeq and is a predicted model, not a curated record.
AUGUCCUACACCGUUCUACAACAACAUCAACAACACGAGCCGCAUCAACAACAAAUGUUCCAACGUCAACAGAUACAGCAGUUUUAUCCAGAGGUAACGGAACCAACAAACGUAGCAGUGCCUCAUGUGCCCCCCCCAAGUCAUCAAAAUCCAGACGAAGGCUCGUCUCUUACCCUAGUAGAAGAGACUCUUGUAAACGAGCUUGGCGUCAAAGGUACAUCCCAAGUACUGUGUAUGCGCUGGACCGGGAACGUGACACGUACAGAGCUUAACUCCAAAGUGGUCGAUUUGACAAUAUCAGGACCAAACUCUCUCAAAAUGAAUUUAAAGGAUACCCGCACUGUAAAGGAUCUUUCGUUACCCCGACAAUCCCUCAACUACAAAAGUUUAGCAGCACGAUAUCGACAUCUUCAAGGCCUACCUGUUGCUAGCUACCACAACGCUGUUCCUCAAAUACUGAUAGGCGUAAACAAUCUUCAUAUGACCGUUCCGUUACGCAUUAAGGAAGGUCUCAGGGAGGAUCCCACUGCAGCAAAAACUAGAUUAGGUUGGUGUAUCUACGGUAGCAUGGCGUGUGAGAAGUUGAAUGAUCAAUCUGCUGAAACACUCGUCUCUUUCAUAAACUGUCACGCGUGUGACUGCUCGAGCGAUAAAAAUCUUCACGACUUGGUUAAGAACUUUUUUGCGAAAGAAGAUGUGGGGGUUUCUCCGCCAGUUGCAUUAGAGUCUAAGGAAGACAGCAGGGCUCGUCUACUGUUGGAACAAACAACUACUAGAAUCUGUGACAGGUUUCAAACAGGAUUAUUAUGGCGGUUCGAUAACUUUGAGCUCCCCGACAGCUACCCGAUGGCCGCCAAAAGAGAAGAGUGUCUUCAACGAAAACUGAAUAAAUCUCCAGAGCUACGGAUUAAUCUUCAAAAGCAACUAGAUGAAUAUCAAAUUAAAGGAUACGCCCAUCGAGCUACGAAAGCGGAACUCGAGGACACAGAUCCACGUCGAGUAUGGUAUCUGCCCCUGGGGGUUGCCAUUAACCCUAGAAAACCAGAAAAGAUCCGAAUGAUAUGGGAUGCCUCAUCCACGGUGGAUGGAAUUUCACUUAAUGCAAUGCUUUUGAAGGGCCCUGAUGAACUUCCUCCGUUACCUUGGAUACUAUUCCGCUUUAGGCAAUUCCCAGUAGCUGUUUCGGCGGAUAUCUCAGAAAUGUUUCAUCAGGUGAGAAUCCUUCCAGAGGAUAAACAAGCGCAACGCUUCUUAUGGCGAAAAGAUCCUAACCAAACACCGGAAAUCUUUGUAAUGGAUGUGGCAACCUUUGGUUCCACUUGUUCUCCGGCAUCCGCACAGUACAUUAAAAACAAAAAUGCACUUGAAUUUAAAGAAAACUAUCCACGGGCUGUAGAGGGAAUAGUCAAGGGUCAUUAUGUUGACGAUUAUGCUGACAGCUUCGAAACGCCGGAAGAGGCAGCUAAGGUCUCUCAAGAUAUUCGAAUGAUACACUCGAAUGGUGGAUUUGAUAUCCGGGGUUGGGUUUCAAACAGCACACAAGUUCUCAACGAUUUGGGAACAACUUCAAUUCAUCAAUCAAAGAAUUUGGAUCUUGAUAACAGUAAACUUGAUCGUGUCCUUGGAAUGCAUUGGACCUCUGUGAGCGAUUCGUUGAGUUUCUCUACAACACUUCCCGUUGAAUUUCAAGAAAUAAUUUCAUUGAGGGAAAAACCAACAAAACGUCAAGUUCUAAGAUGCUUAAUGAGCUUUUUUGAUCCUUUGGGACUUCUGGCAGCCUUCAUACUCCACGGAAAGGUACUUCUCCAAGAUAUUUGGCGAUCCGGGAUAAAAUGGGAUGAAAAAAUAGACGAUCGAUGCUUCGACAAGUGGCAACAAUGGACUGAUCAAAUUCCACUUAUUUCAAAUCUUCGUAUACCCCGAUGCUACUUCGAAGGAGUUACCCGAACGCACUACAAGCAGCUAGAGUUACAUAUUUUCGUUGACGCUAGUGAAGACGCGUAUGCCGCAGCUGGCUAUUUCCGUGUUCCCGACUCCUCGGGUGGAUUUUCCUGUUCGCUAGUGAUGGCCAAAACAAAGGUUGCCCCCUUAAAGCACUGGUCAAUACCUCGCCUGGAACUUCAAGGAGCUGUCUUAGGUACCCGGAUUAGAACCUUUAUCGAGGACGGACACACCGUAACCGUGCAACGUGUUGUCUUCUGGACUGAUUCCAGCACUGUCCUUGCCUGGAUCCGGUCCGACCAUCGUCGAUACACGCAAUUUGUGGCCUGUCGAGUCGGAGAAAUUCUCUCUUCCACGGACGUAUCCGAGUGGCGUUGGGUACCAUCGAAAUUGAACAUCGCCGAUCAAGCAACCAAAUAUAGUGAGAAACCACAGCUUCAUCAAAACGACGAAUGGUUCAAAGGACCUCAUUUCUUACGAGACGAAGAGAUCAACUGGCCCCAACCGAGGAAGUUGCCGGCAACAACUGAGGAAUUAAAAAUUUCAUUCUGCACGCACCUAAAUAUUUCUGUUCCUCAGCCAAUUCUUGAAGAACUUAAAGCGGCUGAAAAUGCAAUACUGCGCCUGGCACAAUGGCAAGUUUAUCCCGUAGAAUAUGAGCUUUUAAAGCGAAAACUGGAGAACGAGAACGUGAUCCUUGAUAAAAAUAGUGAGAUUUAUCAAUUGAACCCGUAUUUGGACGAGCAUGGAGUUAUGAGAGUUGACGGUCGCAUCGGUGCAGCGACGAACGUUUCGAAUGCAGCUAAAUUUCCUGUUAUCUUGCCGAGAUCGCAUUAUGUUACCGAAUUAAUCAUACUCUACUAUCAUCGUAAGUACCUGCACGAUUAG